Messenger RNA from Neomonachus schauinslandi (Hawaiian monk seal), 2645 nucleotides. Its product is annotated as histone-lysine N-methyltransferase PRDM16. NCBI's taxonomy places the organism in Eukaryota, Metazoa, Chordata, Mammalia, Carnivora, Phocidae. The transcript has 9 exons. Gene Ontology annotation, cellular component: nucleus. The record is from RefSeq and is a predicted model, not a curated record. The annotation marks the transcript as partial.
GUGAGGUCUGCCACAAAUCCUACACGCAGUUCUCCAACCUGUGCCGGCACAAGAGGAUGCACGCCGACUGCCGCACGCAGAUCAAGUGCAAGGACUGCGGGCAGAUGUUCAGCACUACCUCCUCCCUCAACAAGCACCGACGUUUCUGUGAGGGCAAGAACCAUUACACGCCGGGCGGCAUCUUCGCCCCGGGCCUGCCCUUGACCCCCAGCCCCAUGAUGGACAAGGCGAAGCCCCCCCCCAACCUCAACCACGCCAGCCUGGGCUUCAACGAGUACUUCCCGUCCAGGCCGCACCCGGGCAGCCUGCCCUUCUCGGCAGCGCCCCCCGCCUUCCCCGCGCUCACUCCGGGCUUCUCGGGCCUCUUCCCUCCGUCCCUGUACCCCCGGCCACCUUUGCUACCUCCCACGCCGCUGCUCAAGAGCCCCCUGAACCACACCCAGGACGCCAAGCUCCCCAGCCCCCUGGGGAACCCGGCGCUGCCCCUCGUCUCUGCCGUGGGCAACAGUGGCCAGGGCGCCACAGCCGCCACGGGGCCUGAGGACACGUUCGAGCGUCGCCUGGGGGACUCCUACGCCGAGAAGCUCAAGACGAGGGGCAGCGACAUGUCGGACGGCAGUGACUUCGAGGACGUCAACACCACGACGGGGACCGACCUGGACACGACCACAGGCUCGGGCUCGGACCUGGACAGCGACGCGGACAGCGACCGGGACAAGGCCAAGGACAAGAGCAAGGCAGCGGAGGGCAAGCCCGAGUGUGGGGGCGGCGGCGCGGCGCCCCCGGGGGCCCCGGACGGCGCGGGCGAGGUGCCAGUCUUCUUCCCGCCACACGCCUUCUUCCCGCCGCCCGACGAGCAGCUGCUGACGGCCCCGGGCGCCGCGGGCGACUCCAUCAAGGCCAUCGCCUCCAUCGCCGAGAAGUACUUCGGCCCCGGCCUCGUGGGCAUGCAGGAGAAGAAGCUGGGCUCGCUGCCCUACCACUCCGUCUUCCCCUUCCAGUUCCUGCCCAACUUCCCCCCGGCCCUCUGCCCCUUCGCGGACCGCUCCCUCGCCCACAACUUGCUGGUCAAGGCCGAGCCAAGGUCCCCCCGGGACACCCUCAAGGGGGGCGGCCCCAGCGCCGAGUCCCCCUUCGACCUCACCACCAAACCAAAAGAGGCCAAGCCUGUGCUGCCCAUGCCCAAGGCACCCCCGGCCCCGGCGUCCGGUGAGGAGCAGCCGCUGGACCUGAGCAUCGGCAGCCGCGUCCGAGCCAGCCAGAACGGAGGGGGGCGGGAGCCCCGCAAGAACCACAUCUACGGGGAGCGCAAGCUGGGGGCCGGGGAGGGGCUGCCCAAGGCAUGUCCGGCGCAGCUGCCCCAGCAGCCGGCCCUGCACUACGCCAAGCCUUCACCCUUCUUCAUGGACCCCAUCUACAGCAGGGUAGAGAAGCGGAAGGUGACAGACCCCGUGGGAGUCCUGAAGGAGAAGUACCUGCGGCCAUCCCCGCUGCUCUUCCACCCCCAGAUGUCAGCCAUCGAGACCAUGACAGACAAGCUGGAGAGCUUCGCGGCCAUGAAGGCAGACUCGGGCAGCUCCCUGCAGCCCCUCCCCCACCACCCCUUCAACUUCCGGUCCCCGCCCCCCACGCUCUCGGACCCCAUCCUCAGGAAGGGCAAGGAGCGCUACACUUGCAGGUACUGUGGCAAGAUCUUCCCCCGAUCAGCAAACCUCACGAGACACCUGAGGACGCACACCGGGGAGCAGCCGUACAGGUGUAAGUACUGCGACCGCUCCUUCAGCAUCUCCUCCAACCUCCAGCGGCACGUACGGAACAUCCACAACAAGGAGAAGCCCUUCAGGUGCCACCUGUGUAACCGCUGCUUCGGGCAGCAGACCAACCUGGACCGGCACCUCAAGAAGCACGAGCACGAGCACGCUCCAGUGAGCCAGCACUCCGGGGUCCUCACUAACCACCUGGGGACCAGUGCCUCCUCCCCCACCUCCGAGUCAGACAACCAUGCACUUUUAGACGAGAAAGAAGACUCCUAUUUCUCUGAAAUCAGAAACUUUAUUGCCAAUAGUGAGAUGAACCAAGCAUCAACACGAACGGACAAACGGCCGGAGGUCCGGGACCGGGACGGCAGCUCGCAGUGUGCGGGCCUAGCCAGCGGGAAGCCAGAGGAUGCGGAGGAGGAAGAGGAGGAGGAACUGGAGGAGGAGGAGGAUGACAGUCUGGCGGGGAAGUCCCAGGACGACACCGUGUCCCCCACGCCUGAGCCCCAGGGGGCCUAUGAGGAUGAGGAGGACGAGGAGCCGCCCACCUCCCUGGCCGUGGGCUUCGAACACACCCGAAGGUGUAUUGAGGAGCAACCAGGCGGCCUGUUAGCUUUGGAGCCGAUGCCGACUUUUGGGAAGGGGCUGGAUCUCCGCAGAGCAGCUGAGGAAGCGUUUGAAGUUAAAGAUGUGCUUAAUUCCACCUUAGAUUCUGAGACUUUAAAGCAGACACUGUACAGGCAGGCUAAGAACCAGAGCCCUCUGGACGCUUGGUUGAACAUCACGGGAGCCACGCCGGAGUCCGGAGCCUUUAACCCCAUCAACCACCUCUGACGGGCCCAGGAGGGGCCGGGGUCAGAGUCCAAGCAAGGCGACCUCGGGGCCCCA